AUGCUGGGCCGAGCGGCGGCGUGGUGCGAGCAAGAGGACCAAGAGCCGGUUGUGACGGGCGCGCCACAGGCGGGGCUCUGCCUCAGUGGGGGCGGCCUUGCGGCCGCCUGCGCGGCAAUCGGGGCCUUGAGGGCGCUCCGCGGCUCGUCGCUGGAUCUGCUCAGCACCGUGGCGGGCAGCGCCUGGGCCUCCGCCGCCUACGUGUUCGGCGCAGCCAGCGACGUGCACUUGCUGGGCCCCAGCUCUUCGCCAUCCUUGCUGACUCUGGAGGAGCUGGACGCUUUGCCUCCGCCGCUUCUGCAGAGAGCCACCUGUCAGCUGCCCUGCCCGAACGCGCGUACUUUGGAGGAGCUGCGGCGGUGGCUGGCCAGCUGCUGGCUGGAGCCCUUCGCUCUGAAUGGCAAGCGCCUGGCCGGCAGCGCUCAGGAGCAACGGCGGAUCCUGCAAGAGUAUCCCGAGUUGGAGGAGGAGGAGUUCCUGCUGCAGAGGGCGGACCGCCCUACCUGGCUGGUGGGGGGCAGCCUGGUGGCGGGUAAGGAGCAGCUGCCCUUCCAGAUCUCAGCCUCCACGGUGGCAGGGCCCCCCGACUUCAGGACCUUGGAGCCCAUCGGCCUGCAGCCCAUCGUGUCCCCCUUCUUCCAGGACAAAGAGGGCGCUUUGUACUCCUUCGGCUCCAUCGACACCUUUGCCUUUGGCAGUCCCAGUGAGGAGCCUGCAAAAAGGCCCUUCACGCUGGCUGACAUCCUCACGCUCAGCGGCUUGAGCCGCGCGGGCGGCACGCUGGGCCGUCAGGUGGCCUGGCCUCUGCAGGCGUCCAGCGUGGAGGCCCGCUUCGCGGACGGGGGCUGCACCGACAACUCGGGGCUCAUGGCGUUGCUGCAGCGGGGGGUGCGCCACAUCGUGUGGUUCGAUUUCAGUUUCGAGAGCCUCGAUGGCGCCGCCACGGCCGCGCAGAGCAGCCUGAAGGACAUCAUGGAGAAGUUCGGGUGCGCGCAGCCAGGUAGCCGGGCAUCCGCGAAGCAAUCGCAGGUCUUCCGGGAGACGGAGCUGUCGGCGGUGCUGCAGCAGCUCACGGUGCGCCGCGACGCCGGGGAGCCAGGCGUGGUGCGACGCCGUCUCCGGCUGCUGCCCAACGAGAAGUGGCAGAUCCGAGGUGGGCAGACGGUGGAGCUUGUGCUCAUCCAUCUGGAGAGCGGUAACAGCGACUUCCUCUCGCGUCUGCCGCAGGAGACACGGGACGAGCUUCUGAAGGGCCAAAGCGGCUCUUUCCCCAACUUCCCGUUCUUGCGGCCUUCCGCCGCCGCAGGCGCGAGCCCCUGCUUCACCCAGCGCCAGGCGAACCUAUUGGCGGCCUUCGCGGAGUAUGCAGUGCGCUGUGCCGGCCCGUUGAUCAACAGCCUCAUCCCCGCGAGCGUGAGGUUCGAAGACGUGUCGAAGCGACGCUCACAACGCUCGCUGAUCGACACGAAGAGCGUGUUGGGCACAGACUUUCACCGAGUUUGA
Effrenium voratum is the source of this 1503-nucleotide messenger RNA. The record is from the annotation of a GenBank genome assembly. Lineage: Eukaryota; Dinophyceae; Suessiales; Symbiodiniaceae.